AUGCAUAAUUCUGAAUAUUUUGCGGGCGAUACGACGCGCGACAGCAUUCAUCACAACACAAUGCUAUUCACACUGCUUAUGCUAACGCUAUCAAUGGAGGUUUCAUUGGCUCCUGUUUGUGAACCACAAAGUCCCUUUCCGGCUGCACCUCAAACUCCUCAGCCACAGCAAACAAAUGGACAACCACCGAAUAACCCAUUACUAAAUCCGUCUCCGAAUAAUCCAAAUACCGAACCACAAACAAACCCAGCCAACGGCAUAAAAUUGAUUUUAAUCAUCUUUCCAGAACCACCAUCUACCUCUGAAUGUACAUCUGAAUCGAAUUCUGAUUGUGGCAGUUCUAGUACGGAUUACUGUAGUGAAUCAAGCUCAAGUUCUUCAUGCUGA
Messenger RNA from Sitodiplosis mosellana (orange wheat blossom midge), 387 nucleotides. RefSeq names its product ELL-associated factor 1-like. The coding region runs from base 1 to 387 and encodes 128 amino acids. NCBI's taxonomy places the organism in Eukaryota, Metazoa, Arthropoda, Insecta, Diptera, Cecidomyiidae. The transcript has 2 exons. The record is from RefSeq and is a predicted model, not a curated record.